This is a messenger RNA of Anoplopoma fimbria (sablefish), 2691 nucleotides long. It is a transcript of the gene r3hdml, whose product is annotated as R3H domain containing-like. The record is from RefSeq and is a predicted model, not a curated record. Lineage: Eukaryota; Metazoa; Chordata; Actinopteri; Perciformes; Anoplopomatidae. The transcript is spliced from 6 exons. The coding region runs from base 1 to 807 and encodes 268 amino acids.
AUGACAGUGAAGAAUGUCUGUGCAGAGAGGUGGUGCAGCUGCAACCUCGUCCUGCUCCACCGGCCUCAGAUGGGUGCUGCUUGUAUUCAGCUCCUGCUGGCUGCCACCCUGUGGACGACACCUCACAUCGGAGCUGCUGCUGUGCUGUCGAGCUCCACAGAGCUGCUCAACACAACCAGGUCUGGAGCUGAGACACAGUCAGACUUCAGGAUGCUCACUGGAGCUGUCAGCAGACGUAAACGAGCCAUUUCAUCCAGAGAGAUCAACGCUCUGCUGGAUUACCACAACCGAGUCCGCUCUCAGGUCUUCCCCCCCGCAGCCAAUAUGGAGUUUAUGCUCUGGGAUCAGGGACUCGCUAAGUCAGCAGAAUCCUGGGCUUCACGAUGCAUUUGGGAUCACGGUCCAACACAAGCCAUGAGACAAAUGGGCCAAAACCUGUCAAUCACCUCAGGAAGGUACCAGUCCAUCACUGAUCUGGUCCGGUCCUGGUACGAGGAGAGGCAUCACUUCUCCUUCCCGAACAGAUGCAGUGGAUCAGUGUGCUCUCACUACACUCAGAUGGUGUGGGCGAGCACCAACAGAGUGGGAUGUGCUGUCAGGAAGUGCUCUAACAUGUACGUGUUUGGGAGCACAUGGAAGGAGGCAACGCUGCUGGUCUGCAACUACUCUAUAAAGGGGAACUGGGUGGGAGAGGCUCCCUAUAAGAGCGGGAAGCCUUGUUCUGUCUGUCCGUCCAGCUACGGCGGCUCCUGCUGGAGAAACCAGUGCUCACCAAACAGAAAACCCAAAAGACUUACAAAAUAUUAACGCAACAAAGUGUUUUAAACGUCUUUUAAUGGAAGAAAAAAGUCAUAAAGUUUUAACCUACACAAAGGCUGCAUAACAAAAUGACGCAGCUGUCCAGUUACCACUAUAUUCAAAGUAAAUCUUUAUUAAUGAAUGACACACAGGUGAGUUAAUGGUAUGAGUGUUUGUUUGUUUAUAGCUGUUGGUAACUGACAGAAUCAUUUUCUUUCAUUUGGUAAAAUAGUUGCCUGUUUUAUACUUCUUGAAGAGAGUUUUUGCACUUAUUGAUGAAUAUUAGUGAACGUUUGAGAGGCAUUGAGCAAAAAAUAAGCACUUUUCUUGUACAGAUUAUAUAUUACCUUUAAUGUGGUAUUGAUUCUCUUUCUAAUUAAUGUGAUUAAGUAUUUUAGUUGUUCGGUGUGAAAAACUGUCAAGUCAUCCCUGCGGUCAAUGUGUUUAAUUCAUAGUUGUCUGUUUGCCUGACAGAACCUUAAUUUACAUUACAUUACAGUCAUUUAGCAGACGCUUUUAUCCAAAGCGACUUACAAUCAGUAGUGUAUUACAUAUCAUUCACCCAUUCACACACUGAUGACAGGCUACCAUGCAAGGUGCCACCAUCAGACUCUAACUAACAUUCAUCAUCCAGUCCACACCGAUGGCAAGCCUUCGGGAGCAACUUGGGGUUAAGUGUCUUGCCCAAGGACACAUCGAAGCCGGGUAUCGAACCACCGACCCUCUGAUUGGAGAACUACCUUGCUCUCCACUACGCCACAGCCGCCCCGGUUAUAAAUAACUGAUGACGCUGUAUAUCCCUAUAUAUUUAUAUAUGUAUUGGCUGUUCACUACUUAGUGUAUAUUCACAGCUGCUGCAGGACAUUUUCUGUCCUUCAUUUCACCUCAUUAAAUCUCUGUAUUUACCCCUCAGAGACUUUCUGUGCCAUAAAACAGGACACUAAUGCAGCUUUUAUGGUCUGAAAUAUGAGGGAAAUCAGGGGAAUCAGCUGUGCCUCCCAACCAAUUUAUAAACACACACACACACACACACACACACACACACACACACACACACACACACACACACACACACACACACACACACACACACACACACACACACACACACACACACACAAACAGAACCACUAACAGCAAACUUAAUAUUUUAUAUGGAAACCAUUUUUGCCAAGUAAACUAAAUCCCAACAAACAAAAGUGUAAAAAGCCCCCAAGCUCAGCCUUUCACUUACUGUAAUGACUGUUUAUUUAAGAGCUCUUUGUUCAGAAAAUGGAGAGCAGCUGGAAGUGGCUGGUCAGCUUUCUCUUGUGCAGUUCUGGUUAUUAGGCUAUAAUUACAUUGGUUGUUUUUAACUCUGUAUACAAUUACUGGUAGUGUUCACGUUGUCAAUGCCAGUUCAUGUCUGUGCUGUAAAUAUUAAGUUACAGCCAGGCCACUGUUAACUUUAACUUAAGCAUAAAGACUGUAAACUGGGGGAAACAACAUCUCUGUCUGAGAAAAUUGCUUAUCAGCAAGCUCGUUAAUGAGCAUACUUUGUUUAAUCUGUUUAAAAACUGAACUGUAAAAAGUACAAAUUGUGUUUUCUUUCCUGAAGUCAUGCCAAGAAAUAGUCCAACACAUAAACCCCAGUAAAACCAGAACUUGUUUUUUUUUUUCUAUAACUUUUGUAGAGAUUAAACAAAUGCGUAGUAACAUGUUAAUUAGUACAUUUUAGAGGGUUUGUUACUUUUGGACAGAGAUUAGCUAGCUAUUUGGCACUGUUUCCAGUCUUUAUGGUCUUUAUGUUAAGCUAAGCUAGAUGGCUGCGGGCUAGUUUCAUAUUUAAUGUACAGAUAUGAGAAUGGCAUGGAUCUUCUCAUCCAACUCUCGGCAAGAAAGCCAAAAGGGCGU